AGCAUGACGUCAGAAUGACGUCACUCAUCGAAGUCGGAAACGCCAUGCGAGAAAAUCAGUAAGAAAGAAAAUGUCGGGUGUUUUGAGUAUUUUUCGAGGCCUAACGCGAUUGAAAAGUGGCCUCAGAGAUUUCACAGUAUUCAUGAAAUCAAAACCCUAAGCAAUGGUCAUGGCGGAAAGGCCGAAAGGGCAAAUCCGAGUAGGAUUUUAUGAUAUCGAAAGGACUAUCGGCAAGGGAAACUUUGCAGUUGUCAAACUUGCUAAACACCGGAUAACGAAAACUGAGGCCGAAACCCUUCUCCUUUACAUACUGCCCGUGGUAUCUUCUACGAUGAAAUUGAACAGCCCGCUUUAUAACGCCCUUGUUCACACACAUACUUUUGACCCGUGGCUAUAAAAAUAAUUGACAAGACCCAACUAGAUGAAGCCAACUUAAAAAAAGUGUACAGGGAAGUCCAGAUCAUGAAACUCAUCAGUCAUAAUCAUAUCAUCAAACUCUAUCAGGUCGUCGUCUGAGUCUUAGUGAACAAAAAUCUGGAAAAUAAGACGAGACUAUAGAAACAAAGAUAACUAUACAAUCUUCCAAGUUCAUAAGCUCUCCACUAGCAGAGUGGUUACCGUGUUGGCUUGAAAAGCCUGAGAGGUCUUGAGCCAUGAAUUGGACUUCAGACCCAAGCAUACUACAAGUUCACUUUAGGGAACUGCAGGAGAGCUACGGAGAUUGUGGCACCAUCUACACAGACCGAUCUAAAAUGGAUGGAAAAGUCGCGUGUGCCUGCUCCUUUCGGAACAAAAUACCUACAUCAUGCACUCUUUUGUGCUGAAGAAAGAGGAGCCCCCACUUUGUAAUGGAAACUAAGAAUAUGUUGUAUUUGGUCUCUGAGUAUGCUCCUAAUGGGGAAAUAUUUGAUUACAUUGCCCAGCAUGGUAGAAUGUCUGAGCCAGAAGCCAGAAAAAAGUUCUGGCAGAUUUUAUCAGCUGUUGAAUAUUGUCACAAUCAUAGAAUAGUCCAUAGAGAUUUGAAAGCAGAGAAUUUGUUGUUAGAUGCCAAUAUGAAUAUCAAGAUAGCUGAUUUUGGCUUUGGUAACUUUUUUGAACCCAAUGAGCAGUUAGCCACUUGGUGUGGUAGUCCUCCUUAUGCUGCUCCAGAAGUUUAUGAAGGAAAGAAAUACUUAGGACCUCAAAUAGACAUCUGGAGUCUAGGAGUAGUGCUCUAUGUUUUGGUUUGUGGAGCCCUGCCAUUUGAUGGUGCCAAUCUACAAGUCUUAAGAGACAGAGUUCUCUCUGGACGUUUUCGGAUCCCUUAUUUUAUGUCUUCAGAAUGUGAGCAUCUUAUUCGAAGAAUGCUGGUGUUGGAGCCUAGUAAACGUUACAGUAUUGUUCAGAUACAGAGUCAUAGAUGGAUGCAGAUGGAAGGUGGCUACCCAAAGUCUGCUCCCCCAUCUCCUAUAAUUGGAUACAAUGCUAGUUGUGGGGAAUUCAAUGAACAAAUCCUGAGAAUCAUGCAGAGUUUAGGAAUAGACCAAAAGAAAACUAUGGAGGCAUUACGUAAAGAUGCUUAUGAUCACUACACAGCCAUCUAUUAUUUGUUGCUAGACAGACUGCGACACCACAGAAGUAGUUUUCCUAAUGAUGGAAGAAUAGAUGCUCGAAGAAGACGUCCUAGUACUAUUGCAGAACAAGCAAUGCUACAGAACAUACCAGGCCGGCCAUUGAUAGGAACCACCAAACAUGGUGGCUUUUCUAGAACUGUUGAUACACCUCAUGCUCACAGGAGUGAUCCAUUGAAUGAAGUGGAUGUAGUUCCCCAGCCUCCAACAGUCCCACCUUGUAUGUCUGAAAUUGUACCCCAGUCUUUCCUCAAGUCACCAGCAGUUCCACAAGGAAGCGUUAUUACAACCUCUAUUGAUGAAGGUGUAGAGGUGGACUUACUAGACAGAAGAGACUCUGAUGUUGACUCAAUUGUUGGUAGCAGCAGUGCCAGUUACCGAACAGGUGGAUCAUUCUCUGGACUGGGCAUGAGCCAGCGAUCUAGCAUGUCAAGUGGUUGUGGACACAACCAAAGUGCCACAUCUAUCAAUCUAUCUCCAUGUACAAGUGUAGACUCUAGUCUUGGUGUGGACUUCUCUCAACAAGGAUCCACACAGUUUAGUGCUGCUGUACUAGCUUUCAGUCAGGAAGGGAAUUACAUCAGCUCCAGAGGCAGUGGUAAAAUGAGUCAAGCUCAUGAUAAUCCACAUCAGCAUCUUCUGUCUCUAUAUCCAAGCUCUAUGUUAACUCAUCUCACAAACACUAGUGGUUGCAGUAUGCCCAGACAUGGACGCUACUCAAUCAGUGGCCCUUCAGGGAGUCCUUCUGCCAUGGCACUCAGACCAGAUAUGGCUAUGGGAACCCAGUUCCUACAGGUGAACCAUGAAGAGCGUCAGCCACAAAUACCCGAAGAGCUCUUACAGGAUAGAACUCAGACACGUUCACCUGUCAACUUUCGCGAAGGUCGCAGGGCAUCUGAUGGUCUUGUGGCACAGGGUAUCAUAGCAUUCAAACAGAAGCUGAAGGAAAGUAUGAGAGCUCAAGGAAUGUUGGAACUAAGACAGGAACACCAACAACUGCAGAACAUGUACAAUCCAAAAACAUCUGCUAACAACAGUUCAAUAGCAGGCUCCCCAGCAAUGAGCAGCCCAACUUCUACAACUACAGCCACAACUUGUACCAUUACAACCAUCAUGUCAACUUCUGCAGCUAGCAAGCCACCUCCACCCCACCGCAAACUCUCAGCACCUCACCAUGGAUACCGUCAGUGGUCACUGGAUGAACAGUCUCCUCAGAGGCGACGACCACUAAUGAAGAGAAUGAGUUUACCAUCAGAAACAUUUGACCUUCAACCUCACAGGUUACUAGCCUUGAAACAAGCCAUUCAGGUAGAGGAGCAGUUAGUCAGAGCUACCAGUCAAGAGAAUGUUGAUCAAAGUCCUGCUGUUGGAACUGGAGAUAUUUCUACUGACCAGCAGAGACUUCAGCAGAAAAGACAAACCUUUCAGAAACAUGGCCAGUUGGCCCAACAGUUUCAGCAGCUCAACCUAAUGACUAACACUUGUGGUACAGCAAUAUAUGGUCCACCUAUGGGACCAGGCUACUUCAGUCAAGCCAUGACACAGUUAGAUCACGUGAACAGUUCCACUCAACUUCCUGUUCCCACCAUUGUUCAGCCAGACAUACUAAACCAUACCUACAGCAACAUAGAGCAGUUGGACAAAUUACCUCCUCCUACCAUAGCUGCUCACAAUGUAUCCUCUGUCUACAAUCCAACAGGUCUAGUUGACAGCCAGGGGGAGAUGACUCCACAGCCAGGGUUACAGGAGAGCUUCCCUAGCUUGUUCCAACAGAGACUGGCUAUGUCCUCAUUUUCACACCAGCCCAUAGGAGAACAACUUCAGCACUUAGUAGUCUCUAACAGUGUAGGCUGUUCCUUUCAUCAGACCAAUACAGCCAUCAAGAUGUUCAGUGUAGAUAUGGAUAUAGGAUGCAGUGACCCUUCAAGGAUUAGCAAUAACAUUCAGACCAAAGCUGUGGGAGACUCUGACAAUAGCAAUAAUAUUGUUUUCUCUGCUACUUUCUCAUCAAACUAUCAGUCAGGUCAGGCUGAUCCAGCCACUAUGCUGCAAUCUUGGAUGAGCCCAUCUGUAUCUCCGUCCACAUGCCUCCAAGACAGUGGCUCAGACAACUCCUCCAGUGCAUCACAUGAUGGCUGUAGUAAUGCAGCCCCUCCAUCAUACUGUACUUAUCUGGUCUCUGACCAACAUAGUGUGACACAUCCAGCCAACAACGAACUCUUGUAUGACUCGACAAGUCCAAGAAUAUUACCUGCUCGAUCUUCACACAAAAAUUCAUUUUCCAAAGAUAAUGGAAUUCAAAAUGAAUCAACUGAGGUGGGGGCUCAAGGUCAUUGGCACAGACGUACAGGUGUCUUCAUGGCUGUUCAUCCUUUUCAAAAUCAGGAGAAAUUUUCUUUUCUAAGCCAGAGUUUGUCAGCCCCACAUGGGGACUGUCAGAUGACACCAAUGUCAGUGCAGUCUGACAAGUUCUCUUGUCACAGUGUCAUUGAGGCACCACCUUGUUCUCAUAACCCAACAUUAGCUCAGAUAGCUAGUGCUGGACCUUUCUGCCAACCCCAUUUAUCAAUGUCUGUUGAUGGAAAUAGUCAUAUUUCUGGAUGGAGUCAGAGUGAGGAACAGAUGGACAUGUCCUGAUACAUGCACAGUGAUAUUGAACACAUUAAACUCAUGCUCAAAUGUUGUAGGACUGGGUGACAUGCUAUCCACAAGUGUUAUGCAUCUAUCUGGCAAGCUGUUGUUCUUGUUUUUUUUGUGUUUUUUUUGUUAUUAUAUCUAAGUCGAUUUUGGGUUGGUGUACAUUUUGUUAAGGUAUCAAACAGAAAUAAAAGACAAAUUCCUUUAAGACAUUCAGUAGAACUUAAGCCAUUUAUUUCAAAUGAAUUUUUACAGCAAGUAACUAUCUUUUUUCACAUUUGGAUUUUUCUCAUUGGUGAAAAAAAUUUUUUCAGCAAAAUUUUAUUACUAAUUUUAAAUAGUUUUUUUUUCUCUUUCUUGUGAAUAAUGUGAUUAAUUGUAUGAUGUUUAUAUAGAUAUCUAGACUGACUUUGGACCUUUUUUUUUCUAAGGAAACCAUUUUAACAUCAUAGCAUUUUUUUUUAUGUAAUGGUAUUAAUCAAUCUAGGAAAUUUCUUUUACUUGGUUUUUAUGACAUAUUUCUUGUUUAAGACAGUGUUUCUCAGAAUCAUGUUACACCCCCGUGCACUGCAUCCUGAUGAUAUGGGAUGAGGAGGCGGCUGGCAGAAUUCACUUUAAGGGACAAAAGAUUCACUUUCAUUUGUAACUGCAGGAUUGUUGUUUUAAAAAUGAAAAUCUGCAACAAUAUUGACUCAGCUUUUUGAAGAAGACAUUUCAAAAUGUGAUUCAUUUAAAUCUUUAUUAAAUGCAUGAGGGAAUUCACAUGAUGUUUUCAAAAUAGACCACAUUUAAUUCUGAGUUGAUUAUACUUCGGAAAAUCAUAAUAGUUAAGUCACUGUUUGGCUGGUAAUUUGUUUUUCAGAUAGAUAUACAUAAAUUAUCAAAUUUUGAGGAAAUUCGCUAGAGCUGUCUUCAAACUCCGUGCCUGGGUUCUACUGAUGAACUUGCAAGCUAAUAUAAGAAGAAUCAUAAAUAUAACAUUCAUUAUUUAAACAUGACACUUAGGACCUAAUCAUCUUCUUUUUUGAAGUAAUGUCUGUAUCAUAUAAGAUAAGAUAAACUUGGUAUCAAGCAUUUAACCUUUAAAUGAAAAGAAAAACUUAUAAUUAAAUGUUGUAAGUUCAUCCUUUAAAAUAGACCUUAGCAGAUUUAACUGUGGGAGCUUACAAUAAUUCCCCCAACCGCAGCUUGCUAAAAGGGGGGGGGGGGGGGGGGACAUUUUUUUUUUUCAGUUUGAGGAUCCUUUGGUAAAAGUUUGUAGUUUUAUCUUUUCAUGUUUAGAUAUGAGAUAUACAAAAAAUUGCUAGACAACUAUUUGCUUUGUCAACAAAGAAGUUUUAAAAUAGUUUCAUGCAGUCUCUCUCUUUAUAUAUAGGGUUCUGUGCUGCAGGGUCAUGAAAGUUUUGAUAUGAACAUCUCCAUAAUCAGAAUUCAUUGUUUUAAAAUCAUUGUACUGACCACACUUGUUCAUUUAAAUAGUAGGGUAAAUGUUUACAUUGGUAGAGGUCUCAAACUUGUCUUUGUUAAUGAGAUUUACAUGAACAAGUGUGAUAGGAUCGUUUUGUGAUAGCCAUUGUUUUCCAUCCCUGUUUACACAUUUGGUGUAGAGCCUUCAAGACUUUUGCAAUAAAAUGAGGUUUUGUUUGGUACAUAGUAAAUUAUUGCAUUUGCUUAAGAACAGGAUUGGAUUGGUUAUUUUGGUUAUUAUUCUAUUUUCACCUGUACUUUUUUGUGAUUCAUAAGUUCACUUAGGAUUUAUUUAGGACAAGUUUGGGUACAAAUUUGUCAAAAAGUAUUUUUGUGAUUGUCAUGUUCAGUGAACAUACUAUGUAUGUAUGGUUGUAAUAUAAGAUAUUUUCUCUUUGCCAUGUUGGAACAUAGCAAUUAAUGAUGUAAUGAAAUACUACAAACUAGAAAAUAUACUUGUGUGAAUGUGUUUGCCAUGCCAGUUCUAUUCAAUGUUCCCAUUAUUCAUCAGAUAUUAGGACUGACAUAUCAGUAGAGCCUUAUACUGUGUUCAUAGGGAGCUGGUUCUCCCCCACACCCUUAACUCAUCCACUUCACAUUUUCAUUGCUAACUCCAGCAUCUGAUCACCUUUCAUUGAAACUGUUUAUUGUUGUUGAUCAAAGCAAUCAAUGAGUUGUUGAUGUCAAAACUGACUAAGCAAUUCACUCUCUUAGUAUAUUUUCUCUCCAUAAAAUGAUUGAUGUAUGGGUCAUAUAGGCCAGCCUUUGUAUUUCAAAUAGGCUUGGAGGGUCUGUUUCAAAAAUUAAAAGUUUGUUGUAUGUUUUGUUGAUUAAGAGUAGUCCCAACAAUGUUACUGUAGUUUUUGAUACAGUAGACUAUAUAUAUAUAUUGUUCUAGCAGAUUGGUUUAUAUCCACUCUCUAGUCACAUUUGUAAUAUGAAAUUGACAGUGACAACAGGAACAAAAAAUAAACUAAGUGUUUAGUGUAAAACUGUUUCUUUAUACACUGGAAGUCUUGAAGGUCAUGAGAAUGUACAGUUCAAAAUGUAUUUUGUUUCAAAACAUUACCAUAUAGUUUAAUAGUAGAGGUGCACAGUUUCAAAAGAGUGUGGACAAGUGAGUUUUGUCCCCUUCACCAAGUUACAACAUUCAUUUCACCAUCAACUAACAUAUACCAGAACUUUAGACCCAAAAAAUCAACAAUGUCUACCUAUUAGACCAGCCCCUGCUAACUAACAUUAUUAGCAAAUAUAUAUUAAAAAAAAAAAAAAACCUAGAAAACUUGUGUACAUCAUCAGCAAACAACAUCAACAUAACCCAAACUAUAAAAUGUAUCAUUUAAUUAGAUUUAAGUCGUAUAUAAAUUGCAUACAUAUUUAAAUGUAAAACUAUCAUAAUACUAAUACAUUACAUUAACAAC
This is a messenger RNA of Biomphalaria glabrata, 7135 nucleotides long. RefSeq names its product serine/threonine-protein kinase SIK2-like. Gene Ontology annotation, cellular component: cytoplasm. Gene Ontology annotation, molecular function: ATP binding; tau-protein kinase activity; protein serine/threonine kinase activity. NCBI's taxonomy places the organism in Eukaryota, Metazoa, Mollusca, Gastropoda, Planorbidae. The transcript has 15 exons. Bases 849 to 4247 code for a protein of 1132 amino acids. Gene Ontology annotation, biological process: microtubule cytoskeleton organization; intracellular signal transduction; protein phosphorylation. The record is from RefSeq and is a predicted model, not a curated record.